AUGUCCUAUUCGACAAUUCGCUAUUCGCUCGCCGAUGUUGCGAAAUGCAAUGGCAAAAACGGAGUGAGAACCUGGAUCGUUAUCCAUGACAACAUUUACGAUGUAACGGAUUAUAUGCAACAGCAUCCUGGUGGUCCAGAACUAAUCGAUGAAUAUGCAGGAAAAGACGCGACUAGUGAAUUUGAUGAAUUUGGACAUUCUUCAGAUGCGACAAAAAUGCUCAAAAAAUAUUUGAUCGGUGAACUUGAAGAUGAAGAUAAAAGAGUUAACAGAAUGAAGAAGCGCGCUGCUAACGGAAUAAAAAUGAAAGGAGAGGAUAAGCAAAAACGAAGGCCUUUCUUAAGAUUGAUCUGCGGCAAAUGUACAUGUUAA
Molecule: messenger RNA, 372 nt
Organism: Atta colombica
Lineage: Eukaryota; Metazoa; Arthropoda; Insecta; Hymenoptera; Formicidae
Product: cytochrome b5-like
Exons: 4
Coding region: 1-372 (123 amino acids)
Cellular component (GO): intracellular membrane-bounded organelle; membrane
Molecular function (GO): heme binding
Source: RefSeq, a predicted model, not a curated record